Messenger RNA from Clupea harengus (Atlantic herring), 1639 nucleotides. RefSeq names its product FILIA-N KH-like domain-containing protein. NCBI's taxonomy places the organism in Eukaryota, Metazoa, Chordata, Actinopteri, Clupeiformes, Clupeidae. The record is from RefSeq and is a predicted model, not a curated record. The transcript is spliced from 6 exons. The coding region runs from base 275 to 1366 and encodes 363 amino acids.
UCUGUUUGGACCGCGCGGAGGAAAUGACGCGCCCCGCUGAGGCAUGAAACGGAGCCUACACGCGCAGCUCGAUCAGAUUGGGCUGAGGCGCGCGGACACGGGAUGCUCCUCUCUCGCGGUGAACUGAACACGACUCCUCUAAUCUAGACAACACAGACGCGAGACGCCACAUACGGAGCGCGUUACAUGUCCUGACAAGACAAGACAACAAUCAUACACACACAAAGUAACAUUUCUCGCGUAGUAAGUCGGAACUCACACACACAUCGCAGUCAUGGCUAUAGACGCGGGGCUACUUUUGCCCGCUAUAUUUUUCACAAUAAUCGCGGUUGUCAUCGCGUCCGUUUUCUUCAACAAGAAAGAAGCUCCCAAGAAGAAGAAGCACGAGGAAGCUCCCGCUCGCACCGUGGAAAGCUACCAGUGUUCGUCCGAGCCGCUGGAGAUUCCUGCUCUGGUCAACCAUCCCAUUUUCGGGACCACCGUAACAGCAGCAGCAGCAGAAGCCAAACCCGAGGUCGCGAAGGUCGAGGAGCCCGUGGAGGAGAUCGCAGUCGCUGAGGCCGCUGUGGUCGAAGCCGCACAGGUUCCAGAGCCCGAGCCAGUCGCAGUCCCUGAGCCCGCCCCGGAACAUGUGGAACCAGAACCCGUUAAAGAGGCUGCUCCAGAACCCGAACCAGAAGCCCCCGUGGUGGUAGAGGCACCAGAGCCUGUUGUAGAGGAAGAGGCACCGGAACCCGUGGUAGAGGACGUACCAGCAGAACCAGAAAUUGCACCAGAACCGGUUGUAGAGGAGGCGGCACCAGAACCCGUGGUGGAAGAACCCACACCAGUAGAAGAGGCACCGGAAGAAUCGGUUGUUGUAGAGGACGCACCAGUCCCUGAACCUGCUGAAGAAGAACUUGCUCCGGAACACAACGACGUAGCUGCUGGCCCAGUAGAGGAUGAUGAAGAUCUUCCUCAGAUUGUUCCCGGGAAGAAGAGGAGCAAGUUUGAGAAGAGGUUGUCCAAGGAGGAGAUGGAGGAGGAGCAAAGUCUCCGCCGCCACCGUCUCCAAACAACUAACUACAUGGGCAAGGAGCAGCUGAGGAGUGAGCUUCAGGACCCGAGGCUUCUGUCUGUCCAUCUCUCCACCCCUCCGUCAGUCCCUCUCUCCAUCCCUCCACCCCUCCGUCAGUCCCUCUCUCCAUCCCUUCAUCUCUCCACCCCUCCGUCAGUCCCUCUCUCCAUCCCUUCAUCUCUCCAUCCCUCCAUCAGUCCCUCUCUCCAUCCCUCCAUCGUGUCCCGCCCCUCCUCCCUCAGCUCUGUUGCCUGGCAGCAGUGGCCAAUGUGUGUGUGUGUGCCUUCUGGUGCCCCCUGCUGGGGGUGAUGAGUACUGCGCGUCUCUCUGGCGCCCCCUGUGGUGGUGGUGUUGUGGACAGGAAGCUCAUGAAGGCCUGCUGUGCUUCUCUGCCUGUGAAUAGCCAAGCUUUGCCAAAAACGGAACACCCAAAGAUCAUAGCCCGUCUGUGUGUGUGUGUGCGUGUGCGUGUGUGUGUGUGUGUGUGUGUGUCAGUAUGCAUGACUGAUCUGUUCUAGAAAUACAAAGAUCUCAUAGUUUUGAGAUCUCAGACACACACACACACACACACGCAGCUCCUAG